Molecule: messenger RNA, 1289 nt
Organism: Notolabrus celidotus (New Zealand spotty)
Lineage: Eukaryota; Metazoa; Chordata; Actinopteri; Labriformes; Labridae
Product: ankyrin repeat domain-containing protein 49-like
Molecular function (GO): protein binding
Source: RefSeq, a predicted model, not a curated record
UUUUUUUUCUUUGCAUCAGGCAACAUUUAUUCAAUGCCAACAAUGAACAGCAGAUGGAGUAACGUGUGGAAAAAGUGUCUGGACUACCCAAUACUAAUCUAGAGAAAAAGACAAUGGCAACACCGAGUGAUUGUGGGUAAUGGUGUCCUUUAACACACAUGCCUCUCUUACGAUACCACUGUCGACAACUACAUAUCCCAUAUGUCUUCACAACUCACAGUCGAUUUUGGAUGUUGUGAUCCGCAAAGACUUGCAGAAACAGUGGAUGAUGGAUUUUCCAGAAGACUUCAACCAGCUGGAGCUCCUGAAUACACAUGGGCACCUGAUCCCUCGAGGGGCAAGCAGCCUAUGGACAGGAAGCAAGGAUGAGGAUGAAGACGAUGAAGAGGAAGAGGGGGAGCACAGUGAGGAGUGGUCUAGAAAAGAAGAAACUCUCAAAGACAAACCUACUGAGCUCUUUUUGUGGGCAGCGGAAAACAAUCGACUUUCUAAGGUCCAGAGCCUGUUGACUGCUGAUCCCUCACUUGUGCACUGCUGUGAUGAGGAUGCUUACACUCCACUGCAUCGUGCAGCAUACAGUGGCCAUGUCGAUGUGGUUGCUGCACUGCUUACCGCUGGUUCAAAGGUUAACCCUCGCACUAUAGACGGCUGGACACCCCUUCACAGCGCCUGCCGCUGGAGCCGUGUCACUGUAGCAAGCCUUCUCCUGCAGCAAGGAGCAGAGCUGAAUGCUCAGACCAAUGGUGGGCUCACGCCACUACACCUGGCCGCCUCCCACGCCAGCUCUGUAAAAACAGACUCUGCAAACACGUUGGAGCUCCUCUUAUCACAUCGACACUUGAAGCCUAACCUCCGCAGCAGCAGUGGAGAGACGGCCAGUGAGAUCGCCCGUCGUAGUGGACCUCAUUACUUCCUGUUUGAGAUGGUAGAAGACUGUGUGAGUGUAGUGACAAGCUCCUGAACAAAAACAGGUGUACACACAUAUUUAUGUCUUUUGUGCAUCCAUGAUUGUACUUCCCUGUACUUGCAGGCAUUAUGAACAUGAAGAAGAUUAAUGUUUAUUUCACAGAUGUUGUCUAUGGAGAAUCUGCAGUCUGGAGGGUUAUGUUUGUUGACAUUCAUUAUGUGAAUCUAUAAGCUGUAAAUGUAUAAAAAAUGACCCUGAUCACAAUACGAGCGGAAUGUAAAGAUAUCCUCACAUUGACAAGAUUUCCUGUCUCCAAUUACAAGUUGUAUGUAGUCAUGUUCUCAAGGCAAUGUGUGUUGGGAUGAAUGUUGUCUUUGAAACA